UGAGCGUGGAGGUGGAUGUGUCAUCUCAGAACUGAACAUGUUUUUGUUUGAAGUGGGUUUUAUGGUUGCUGUUUUGCAAGUCUAUACAACCUACGCUGUCGAGAAUCAAGCAUGUACUUCGGUGGAAAUUGAUUGUGAUAAAUUGAAGACCAGUGAUGGUAGAUACGUGUAUCUAUACAACAUUUCAGGUGUAUCUGACAUUGCGGUGUACAACAAUACAGGGACUGCCAUUGCCAACAGUGGAGGGGACAAGCCAAUGGAAUUUGAUAAGAAUGAGGUGGUAACGAUGAACAACAGUUCAAUCACCCUCUAUAAAUGCCAACAUCUGACAAUGAACAUAAUUUACAUUGAUUCUACACAGCAGAAGACUGGAACUGAGUCUAAUGGUGAAGAUCCCUCAGUUAAGGAGAGAUGUUCCCAUUACAUUGUCACAGAGAUGAGGAAUGAGGUUGUGACAACUGUAUCUUUGAAUUCAACCAUCAUCCCAGAUGGAGACCAUCCUGAUUCAAAUCGUGGUGGCACUAGUUUGAUCUGGAAAAUCAUUGCUCCCGUGCUGGUCAUUGCUGGUCUGCUCUUCGUGGUUUUUUGUAUGUACAAACCUUGGAGAGACAAACAGUGCAACCAAGGCCACAGAGACGUGGAAGCGGGUCAGGGCAUUCCAGAACCAAACUCCAUUCCUCUGAUGCAGAAUGAGCAACGUGAUACCAGAGACAUCAGAAAGCCUGAUGACGGUGAGACUGUUGAAGCUGUGGUUGUUCUCAGUGACCAAGGAGGUGAGCCAGGAGAGGAGAGCAGGCAGCCCAUGGACAAUGAAGAGACAGCCACUGACAACCCUCUGCUGAAUGGAGAUGCCAGCGGCCAAGGAGAGGAAGGUGUUCUAGGAAUGGAGGAUGGAAAGCCGUCAGCCAAUGACAGAGCAGACACUGAAACCUGUCAGAAGACACAUGCUGAUUCCCCUCCACUGAAUGUACCCAAGGUUGUCAGGGUUAACAGCCAGACUGAUGACCCACAGCUUCUGGGUCAACCUCAGAGCAAUGGACACGUGCCAUAUAGAAGGGAAUCACACCUGACCAAUGGGGCUCCAGGUCAGGGUGCUGGUGAGACUUCACCCCUCCUCUGCAGGGUUGACGAUGAGCCUAAGGAAGUGACUCCUGGUGCACAGAGUUCAGGACCUCUUCAGAUGAAUGGAGGUCCUCCCAUGUCUAACAGAGCUGCAGAGGAGACCACUGCUCUAUUGGACAAACAGGCCUUGGACAAGGACCAAGUCACCAAACCUCCUGAGUUAAUAGACAAAGGACCUAAUGACAUGGAGUCAAGUAGAGGAGAACUGUAACAAACGGUGGACGUUUGUAUAACAAAAGAAAACCUAAUAAGAUAUUAUAAGACACAGUAAUAUAUGAUAUACAGUACUUAUUAUAAGAUACAGUAAUGUAUGAUAUACAGUACUCAUUAUAAGAUACAGUAAUAUAUGAUAUACAGUACUUAUUAUAAGAUACAGUAAUAUAUGAUAUACAGUACUUAUUAUAAGAUACAGUAAUAUAUGAUAUACAGUACUUAUUAUAAGAUACAUUAAUAUAUGAUAUACAGUACUUAUGAUAAGAUACAGUAAUAUAUGAGAUACAAUACUUAUAAGAUACAGUAAUAUAUGAGAUACAGUACUUAUGAUAAGAUACACAUAUGUGACUAGCUUCAUCAUAAUCAGUCAUGUCAACCCCAAGACACAUUCUGACCAGUGUGUUUUACUGCACAUUGAUUUUCAGAAACAUCCGUUUAUUAAGUUAAUUCUCUAUGUGACAGGUAUAAUGUGGAUAGGUUAGGAAACGUGUUUAAGUGAAAUCAGUAUGUAACGGCGUUCGUUCGUCGAAAGAGAGUCGGACCGAAAUGCAGCGUGGUGGUUACUCAUGUCUUUAAUGAAACAAAUGACGAUACAUGAAAUAACUAAAUAAAUACAAAAACAACAAACGGAACGUGAAACCUAAUACAGCCUAUCUGGUGAACACUACACAGAGACAGGAACAAUCACCCACGAAAUACACAUUGAAACCCCGGCUACCUAAAUAUGGUUCCCAAUCAGAGACAACGAGAAUCACCUGACUCUGAUUGAGAACCGCCUCAGGCAGCCAAACCUAUGCUACACACCCCUAACCAACCACAAUCUCAAUGCCUACAAAAACCCCAAUAAGACAACACAAUAAACCCAUGUCACACCCUGGCCUGAACAAAUAAUUAAGAAAAACACAAAAUACUAUGACCAAGGAGUGACACAGUAUAAAACAUAAACCUCUUUAGUAGAGACAUUUCCAAGAUCAUAAGGUCUUGUGGACAUGUCAAAUAGCUAAACAUUGACCGGGCGUUAUUUACACAAUGUAUACACAAAUAUAUGUAGACACCCCUUCAAAUUAGUGGAUAUGUAUAUUUCAGCGACACCCGUUGCUGACAGGUGUUUAAAAAUCGAGCACGCAUCCAUGCAAUCUCCAUAGACAAACAUUGACAGUAGAAUGGCCUGUACUGAAGAGCUCAGUGACUUUCAAUGUGGCACCGUCAUAGGAUGCCACCUUUCCAACAAGUCAGUUCAUAAAAUUUCUGCCCUGCUAGAGCUGCCCCGGCCACCUGUAAGGGCUGUUAUUGUGGAGCAUCAUUGGCUCAGCCAUGAAGUGGUAGGCCACACAAGCUCACGGAAUGUGACCUCCGUGUGGUGAAGCGUGUAAGUCGCAAUCGUCCGUCCUCGGGUUGCAAUACACACUACAGAGUUCCAAACUGCGUCUGGAAGCAUCGUCAGCACAACUGUUCGUCACGAGCUUCAUGAACUGGGUUUCCACGAACAGCCGCACACAAGCCUCAGAUCACCAUGCGCAAUGCCAAGCGUUGGCUGGAGUGGUGUAAAGCUCGCCGCCAUUGGACUCUGGAGCAGUGGAAACACAUUCUUGCUUCACCAUCUGUUAGUCCAUCAGACGAAUCUGGGUUUGGCGGAUACCAGGAGAACGCUACCUGCCCCAAUGCAUAGUGCCAACUGUAAAAUUGGGUAGAGGAGGAAUAAUGGUCUAGGGCUGUUUUUCAUGGCCCCUUAGUUCCAGUGCAGGGAAAUCUUAACUCUACAGCAUACAAUGACAUUCUAGAUGAUUCUGUGCUUCCAAAUUUGUGGCAACAGUUUGGGGAAGGCCCUUUCCUGUUUCAGCAUGACAAUGCCCCCGUGCACAAAGCGAGGUCCAUACAGAAAUAAUUUGUUUAGAUCAGUGUGGAAGAACUUGACUGGCCUGCACCCCAUCAAACACCUUUGGGAUGAAUUGGAACGCCGACUGCGAGCCAGGCCUAAUCACCCAACAUCAGUGCCCGACCUCACUAAUGCACUUGUGGCUGAAUGGAAGCAAGUCCGUGAAGGGAUAGUUCACCCAAAAUUACAAAACUACAUAUUGUUGUUCUUACCCUGUAUGGACAAAAUAAGAAAGCAAUCCAAUGCUUUUGUUUAUUUACUUGGUUACGGAAAUGCAAACGUUUUAGCACUUGUGGCACAAAUCCAAGUCAAUGACCCUGUUAAAAGCAGUUUUCUGAAAUCAUCCUAAAGAGUCAACAUUUGAUUGUGUAGCUCAAUUAAGUCAUUCUAAGAUGAUUUGGACAUGAAGCACAAAAACAAUGCAAGAAAUGGGAUAUUGGCUUCACAUUACUUGACAUUGGAUUUGAUCUAAAAAGUUUGCAUUUGAAGACAGUGGUCAGGUAAACAAAACCAAAGCAUGGAUUACUGUCUGAGCUUGUCCAUAGACUGAUUAUGGCGUAAAGAAAGCAAAUGAUAUUUUGUAAUUAGGGUGAACUAUCCCUUUAACAGGAGUGCGGAACUCCUACGUGAAGUCGUUACAGUAUAGCCCUCUGACACAUUUUCCUAAAGAGACUUUCAUGAGGUCAUACCACUUAGCUUCAUAAUCAUAAGGCAUUAUGCUGCCUGCUUAAAAUGCUGAAGAAAUAUAGACAUGUAUUAGCCAUUAGUGCCAAUGUCAUGCAAUAUGAUGUAUAUAUUCAUAGAUUAUAAGGUGUUAUAAAUACACUUAUCACACAUUAUGAAGAGGGUAUUCAUAGGAAGUGUUACCCACAGGUCCAGCAGAAGGAACUGUACCCCACAUCCCCACCUACUAGGGACAUUGUGAAAAAUACCACAACUUUAGACAGGAAUUGUGGAGCUAUGUUGACAUUUGUGUUCACCGUUUAAUUAGAAUGUUUAACACAUUGAGAGUAUCGGUCAGGUCAAAUGACUUAGGCGAAUGACAUACCCACAUACACUGACACCUUAUAACCUUAGUGUCAGAAAAGGUCCAUUUUCUUCACAUCUGAAUUAGGGUUGUUUACUUCCUAGUAAUGUAUUUGAUAUGUCAUGUCUGUGGGUUGGUCCCAUACAUGUAUGAAUGGCUUUCGCUUAAUGCAUUUUAUGGUUAGUUACCUCACUCUUUGCAUUUUGACUGUUGGAUUGAUAUGAUCUGCUCAUACAUUUCCCUACAAGUGAGUGAGUUAAGACUAUUGUUUAGUGAACGACUCAGGUCUGAUGGAUACAGUUGUCCCUCAUACUCUCAUGUAUUAUUUGUAACAAACUUUCUGCAUGCAUCUGUAUGAGGAAACCUCCACAUAAUUGUCAUAUCUACUUUUUAGCCUGCAAGUUUAGGAGGACUAUUCUGCAGAGUUUUGUGUUUUAUAUAAUAGAAAUGUAGAACCUAAGAUUACCUCUUAGUAUUAUAAUAUGUGUUUCAUUCAUUUCAUCAUUAAAACAUUCCUUUCCA
Oncorhynchus keta (chum salmon) is the source of this 4760-nucleotide messenger RNA. RefSeq lists its product as uncharacterized. Bases 38 to 1333 code for a protein of 431 amino acids. The transcript has 15 exons. The record is from RefSeq and is a predicted model, not a curated record. Lineage: Eukaryota; Metazoa; Chordata; Actinopteri; Salmoniformes; Salmonidae.